UGGGGGGUAUCAAUGUUGAAUCCCAAAAAUCGUGUCGAGAGCUUGACACCCCACAAACAUGCUACCUGGCGCCUCGACGGCGUUGACCCUGAUGGCACCCGAUUCUUUGCUUAUCCGGAGUCUGCCAUCGGACGACCACCUGUGCGGAUCGAUGUGUUCAUCCCUGGCCAGCAGGACCAUCCUGUCGAGCUGCGUACAAUACUGCGAUCUGGCUGGACUGUUCGCGCAAGAGGAAAGCAGGCUGCCAAUCUGGAGAUAUGUCAACAUUUGUUGCGCGCAUUGCAAAGUUGGGGGGCGCGAACACCCGGAUUUCAAGGGCAGUAUUGGCAACUGCCGUUCGGCUCGCGAAUCGUCGUGAACGACAUUCGGGCAGAUGUCAACAAAAUGGACAUCGUCUUCCACCCAGUCUACAACAUUGAGCAGAAUUGGCUUUCGGUGGAGGCUCUGCAAAAGAUGUGGUGUCUGGAACCGGCAGCGUGGCCGGAGGCCAUCGACCUAGCGGACUUGCAAUUGCACAGCCAACCACACGAAUCCAUCUCACUCGUCAAACUUCCCACCCGCCAUGGUACGGAAACGUUGGUAUUCAAGUCGCUUCUGCAGGAUAUCAAGUAUAUGUAUCACGAGCUGAAAAUGCUCCUCACAUUGAAGCGGCAUCCCGGCAUCAUAGGACCUCCACUUUACAUCGUCAAGAAAAAGUGUCGAUUUGGGGGCAAACAUGGUGUUUGCGGUUUUUUAGUGCAGCAUUAUCCGCUCGGGAAUCUUGGUAAAGUGCUCGAACAAUCUGCUCGAGGCAUACCGAGCGUUUUGGUUACGUUGAAGGACCGUCUUCGGUGGGCACGCCAGAUCACUCAAGCACUGCUACACAUCAACAGCUCACCAAUGGGGUUCUAUCCCGACCUCAAACCUGACAACGUCGUACUUACUCCGGGUGUUGAUGGUCUUGACGCCGUGCUGAUCGACCUCGAGCAACGAGGCGGCUGGUAUUCCUGGUCCCCGCCCGAAGUGCGCUACGUGGAGUAUCUCGAGUACAUUGCAACUAGGGUAGAAUGCCCGCCAGUCCGGAAGAAAAGUCUGGCUCUGCUCACGUCUUAUAUACCCGGAUGGAAGUUGUUGACGCAGACCGACCGGUACCGCGACUGUUCGCAGGGCUUCAGCCACGCAUGGCUAGCGCUUGAGCAUGACGAACGCGAAGAAGCUCAAGUGUUCAUGCUAGGUAAGCUACUAUGGUGCAUAUUUGAAACCUCAAGCAGCAUAAACUGCAGCAUUGGGUUUGACAUGUUUCGAGAGCAGGAAGCCUGGCACUCUUUUCCCGACUUCAAGUACACGCCUCUCAAUUUGAGAGACUGUAUUCGUGCAUGCACAGAAGGAGCACCGGAGUGGGAUGGAACGUUUCGAAGCAUCGUGCGAGUGGGUGCUAAGCUGUACCCCUUGGAGCAUCCCGAAAAUGCGGGCCCCCAAGAGACGCAAGACGCUGCAAUACGAUGGUGGACAAGAGAGGUCAGAAGCGCGAAGCGCUUCAUGGAACAGAAG
Macroventuria anomochaeta is the source of this 1530-nucleotide messenger RNA. RefSeq lists its product as uncharacterized. The transcript has a single exon. Lineage: Eukaryota; Fungi; Ascomycota; Dothideomycetes; Pleosporales; Didymellaceae. The record is from RefSeq and is a predicted model, not a curated record. The annotation marks the transcript as partial.